AUGAGGAUAUCCCUCUCCGUAUACGCGGCCCUUACGGUUGUGUUGACCUUUGUGUGCCAUCCGACACUUGCCGCCGUUGGACCUCGGGCGACUCUCAAAGUCUCGAAUAAGGUGGUUAAUCCUGAUGGCUUCAAGCGCUCAUCCACUGUUGUCCAAGGUUCUCACCCUGGCCCCCUAAUCACUGCUAAAAAGGGGGAAACAUUUCGCUUGAAUGUCGUCAAUGAUCUUACCGAUAAAACCAUGCUGAGAAGUACCAGUAUACACUGGCACGGGAUGCUCCAACAUCAAUCUGCUUGGGCAGAUGGACCAGUAGGAAUCACGCAGUGUCCCAUCUCGCCUGGAAGAUCUUUUCAAUAUGAAUUUACGAAUAAGGACAAGGCCGGGACGCACUGGUAUCACUCCCAUUUCGGAACACAGUACUGCGACGGACUUCGUGGACCCAUUGUCAUUUAUGAUCCACAAGAUCCACAUAGGUUGUUGUAUGACGAAUCGACCGUCAUCACACUGGCCGACUGGUUUUUAAGGUACCAUACUGUGGGACCAUCGUUAGGAGGCAUCCCCAUCGCCGACUCAACGUUGAUCAAUGGAUUGGGGAGAUAUCCUGGGGGGCCAGCAGCACCUCUCGCAAUCAUCAAUGUUCAGAGGGGACGCCGAUACCGCUUCCGUCUGGUGUCCAUGUCUUGUGAUCCCAAUUAUAUGUUCUCGAUAGAUGGUCAUGACAUGACUGUUAUAGAGGCCGAUGGAGAGAAUACGGUUCCGAUGACUGUGAAUGCCAUCCAGAUCUUUGCAGGGCAGCGAUAUUCAUUCGUUCUCCAUGCUAACCAAAAUGUCGACAACUACUGGAUACGCGCCCUUCCGAACGCCAUUACUCCAGAGAUGGAGCUCGCGAAGGGAUUCAAAGGUGGUAUUAACUCCGCUAUCCUAAGAUACAAGGGAGCCCGUGCUGUCGAUCCGAAGACGACACAGCAGAAGAAAGUCAACCUUCUGUCGGAAGCCAAACUUCGGCCGCUACUUCUUGAUCCUCGUGCUCCCGGAAAGCCUUACCCAGGAGGGGCCGACGUUAACAUCAACCUCGACAUGUCCAUGAACUCUCAAGGCUUUACGAUCAACGGCAAAAACUUCCAUGAACCCUCCGUUCCUUUGCUCUUGCAACUGAUGAGCGGUGCCAAAACAGCACAAGAACUGCUCCCUGAUGGGCCGCUUUUCGUUCUUCCGCGAAAUAAGGUCAUAGAAUUGACGAUGCCAGCAGGCGUUGUUGGGGGACCGCACCCCUUCCAUCUUCACGGACAUCCAUUCAGCGUGGUUAAGAGUGCAGGAGAGACUAAACCCAACUAUCUCAACCCUCUUCGAAGAGAUGUCGUUAGUGCCGGGGAUAUUGGCAGCAAUGUCACCAUCCGCUUCGUGACAGACAAUCCCGGUCCAUGGAUAAUGCAUUGUCACAUCGAUUUCCACUAUGUCAAUGGUUUAGCAGUGGUUUUUGCAGAGGACCCGGAUAGUCUAAAAUCAAAGCCAACACCAGCGCCAGCGCCAGCGCCAAAGUGGAACUUAUUUAAUAGCUUCUACAAUCUCUGGAAACCACCAACUCCUCCGGCUCCCACGAACCCUCCAGCUGCCUGGAAUGAGCUCUGUCCGAUAUAUGACGCGCUUUCGGCAGCAGAUACCGAAGUCCAGCUCGUCCCGAGGAGUGGUGUAAAUCAUUUCCAUCAUGCGCAUCGUCAUUUCAAGCAUAGCUCCAGUGGCCUCCGAGGACUUGAACAGGGACCAGCUUGA
This is a messenger RNA of Psilocybe cubensis, 1770 nucleotides long. RefSeq lists its product as uncharacterized. The coding region runs from base 1 to 1770 and encodes 589 amino acids. Gene Ontology annotation, molecular function: oxidoreductase activity; copper ion binding. NCBI's taxonomy places the organism in Eukaryota, Fungi, Basidiomycota, Agaricomycetes, Agaricales, Agrocybaceae. The transcript has 13 exons. The record is from RefSeq and is a predicted model, not a curated record.